GAACGAGUCGGUGGCAGUGUUAGACUAUUCCCCACGAGAGGGGGGUGGUAGCUAUGGAGGAUCACCGAGAGAAGAUUUCGCAGUCCUCACCCCGUUUCCAGUUAUGGAAGCACGCCGACCGGAUGCCCCGAUGCCGCUGGAUGUACCACCAAGCCGCUUCAACUACAUCCAAAAGCGUUUGGCUGCCGCGGCAACAUCAUCCCCCCACCACAACCAUCCAUCGAUGCUUUGCUUUCCCACCUCUGAGCCACUCACUACGCAGCGCUACUAUCGGUUCCGCCUCCUUGGAUUGCUCGCCAUGCAACUUAUGGCAGUCACGGCCGUUGUUGCUGUGAUCACGCACACCCUCGACCUUUCCGACAUUGUAUCUCGAUGGGUAUCGGAAAAACCACUAGUGCUUGUGGUGUGGGGAGGUAUUACAACCGUGCUUUUGCUCGUCCUGUACAUCGUUCAACAUCGCGAUCGGUGGAAUGCAGUGGUCCUCAUCGCGUUCACCGUAGCCCAGAGCUUGCUCAUUGCGGGGUUCGGCUUAUGGAUGCAUCGAGUACCAGUUGGCUUGUUCGUCGUAGCUGGCACCGCGGGGUUUAUGAUUCAGUUUACCCUGUUCAGCUGUGUACGUGCCAGCGGCAGCCAGUGCAAUGCUGUCGACCGGCUGUGUAAUUUGUGGCAGGCGGGGGCGAGUGCAUUUGCAACGACAUUGGUCAUGUCUGUGGGGUGUAUGCAGAUCGAGGCUAUCCAGCACUGCCUCAGCUGGACCGAAUGGAGCUACUCCAUGGGGUUUCUCGGGGUAUUGGCGAUGUGGCUAGUCUUUGAUGCGAAUGGCUUGCAGCUGUGCCUCACGCAACCCCACGAGUACUGGCGGGGCGUGGUGUACUUUUACACGGACAUUUUGCUGCUUCUGGCCUUGCUGGCGUCUCUCACGUGUGUUUUGGCAUGUGGAGACAGUGGGGACGUCAUUUGUGUGGGACCGGUGUGGUGCUGCGGCGGCGGCACUAGGCCGAUCGAGUCACGACCGCCCGACCUCGCUGCUGCUGUUAUCGACGGCAAUAGUAGCCACAACGGUGUCACAGUGUAGUAGUCAAAGUACAGCUGGAUGGUUGGUUGGUUGUCUGGGUGGAUGGAUGGUCGAUCCUAUUGGUGUGUUUUCGACGUAACCUUGCGCGACGAAUGGGAGCCUACGGCAACUUUUCGACAGCUUGAACAAUUCAUUCGAAAUACUCACGUAACGUCCAUCCAAAAAGCGUAUGCACGACAGCCCCAGAACGAAAGCAAGCCCGUAAAGAGCGCGCUUACUUGGAUGAAGCGACGGCUGUAGCUUGUACAAUGGCCUUGAGAUUGCAACCGCAAUCAAAGUACCUUUCCGAAUUGGCCCCGCCGACGUAGAUUACAGGCUUAUGAUACAACGGUCAGCUACUAGUAUAUCCCAGUUGUCAAAUCGUUCUCACAAAGAAGCCAAGGCAGACGGCGCAUGGCGAAGACUCAAGGUUCCACCUGUAAUAUUAUUA
Aphanomyces astaci is the source of this 1505-nucleotide messenger RNA. RefSeq lists its product as hypothetical. The transcript has a single exon. NCBI's taxonomy places the organism in Eukaryota, Oomycota, Saprolegniomycetes, Saprolegniales, Verrucalvaceae. The coding region runs from base 104 to 1075 and encodes 323 amino acids. The record is from RefSeq and is a predicted model, not a curated record.